Molecule: messenger RNA, 2501 nt
Organism: Nasonia vitripennis (jewel wasp)
Lineage: Eukaryota; Metazoa; Arthropoda; Insecta; Hymenoptera; Pteromalidae
Exons: 3
Coding region: 1120-1434 (104 amino acids)
Source: RefSeq, a predicted model, not a curated record
UGCACUCUGGAAAAAAUCAUUCGUGACGUAUCAUAUAACCGAACUCAUCCCAACGUCCUGUUACCACAUACUAAAUGUUUAUAAAUUAUGAAAGUCAACGCCACAUUCUCAAUUCAUUACUCGAGCUGGUUAAUCAUACGUCAGAACACUUUGGUAUCUCAUCGAAGUAACAUCGUGCUCUAAAGAAUGUAUUCCAGAGUCAUUAUUAACUAAAAAUCUAUUAGAAAUCACAAAAUUAUUGUUUUUUGAGUGUGUGCCUUGACAGUUUUUUAAUUUGUGAUACCAGCUUAUUGAUUGGUUUCUGAAUCCUAGAAGAAUAUUUUAUUAUUUUCGAAGAAUUUAUUUAGAAUUACGAUGUUUCGCUUGAUAUUUGCACUAUAGCUUUUCUAUUACAUAUACGUGGAGAUGAAAACUCACCCUAUGAAUUAAUACCUAUAGCGACACCAAUAUUACGAGAAGAGCUGUUUCAAGCCAAACUUUACCAUGAGAUUUGGACGACGAUCCAUUUUGUCGACAUACUUGAGUUUGAAAGCCAUGCAAAUGAGGUGAAUACAACAUUACAAGAUCUUCGAAAUCAAUGUUCUAAAUUUAAAUCGUGCGUUUACGGAAUAGAGUUAGAUAAUAUGUCUUUAUUCAAUUCAACAAAAAAUUGAUUCUUUAGUCUCCUUAAGCGGUAAGAAAAGAGAAAAAAGAGGGUUAUUUAAUAUAGUCGGAACAAUUUUAUUUGCUCAUGCGUUUGCUGGAUGUGAUUCAACAAGUGCUAUAUAUAAUAAAGGUAAAAAAAGUAUUAUAACAUUAUUACAAAAAAAUGAAGACUUGCAACAAUUGAUAUCCAUAUUUUAUAAGCCAUUCCAAAAUGUCGACGAUAUAUAUACAGUUGCUGAAAAACUUAUGAUAAGAAUGUAUGGUGCAGAUGACCAAAAACUGACUCUACAUGAAUUAAGAUAUAAAACAUUUUGCACAUCUACAGCAAUUGCAAAAAAAGAAUUAUCUUUAUCGUCUUUACCGCCUACCGAUUCGGUAUUAAGAGAGCAUGCUAAAAGAGUAUAUUACCAAAUGUAGAUUUGGCUUGGAUUCGAUUUAGAUCCAGUAUUAUGGGGAUGGAAGAGAACGAGUAAUAUGCUACUACCUAUUAUGAAUCCUAAACCAGUUGAACCAAUCGAAUUACUAGAGAUGAUAUUCUGUGGAUGUAAAACAAACUGUAACACAUCCCGAUGUUCGUGCAAAAAGACUGGAAUAAAAUGUAGUUACAGUUGUAAAAGUUGCAAUGGCCAAAGCUGUGAAAAUGCUUCAAAUUCGCAUAAGGUCAUACUUGAGAGUGAUAGAGAAGAGCGACAAGAUGAUAUAGAUGAUAUAGAAGAUAAUGAAAAUCUGUGGAAUGAUAAAAUAAAUGAUUUACAAGAAGAAGUUGAUGAAUCACAAACUAAAAAUUAAAAUUUUUGCUGAAAAAUUCUGUCAAUUCUAUUUACUAGAAUAAUAUAACCAUUUUAUUAUAUAUUAAAUUUUUACAACAAUCAUAUUUAUUUAUAUUUUGACAGUUUUAUCCUUGUAUUAUUGAUGUUGCUUCGUAAUAACAUUAAAAAAUGCUAUCGUAAAUUUUUCAACAAUAAUUUAUUUACAGGUAAAAAAACACAAAUUCAAAUAAUAAUUUUUAUAGCACUGGGUGGCUUAAAUCCGCAUUUAAGUCACGCAAAUCCGUGGCGUAAGUAGCCCUUUCUGGCACUGUGUAUAUCGCACUCGCUACGCUCGUUCGCUAACCUCACGCUGCCAGAAAGGGCUACUUACGCCACGGAUUUGCGUGACUUGGCGGAUUUAAUCAAGCAGUGCUAUAAAAUAUUGUACGAUACUCGAGUCGUAUGUUCACUUUCCAGCACGGCGUAAGCACCCUCGCUACGCUCGAGCGCUUAACCUCGCCGUGCCCGAAUGUGCCUCAUACGACAUGUAUCGUAAUGUACUAUGGGUCACUGAAACUAAAGAAAUCGCUUCCGCGCAUACAAAAGUAUAUGAAAUAUGACUAUUUCAUUUUUUCAGCGUCAUUGGUGCACCGGUUAAAUCAAAUUUGGGAUGCAAGGUAAUGCCAUUUUUCCGCUCAUUGGAUAGCUAUAUUGUUGAGAACAUUUAUUACUUAUUUAACUCAUAAUUAACUAUACAUACUUAAUAAUUAUAUAGCUAAUUUCGAUAAUAAUAAUAAAAAGUUCAUACAAUAAGUUUUCCGGAUGUCGCCGCGAAAUCAAAAAUGAUAUUUUCGCAUGACGCAUUCAAACGCGGCUCGGUUCCCACCGUCCCGCCGCUGCGCGCGGAGAGAGCGGCGGCGGCCAUGUCGUCUGCGCGCUCCCCUCCCCUGCCUCUACACCAAGCAAAUUUCUUUUUCAUUAAUUAUCUCGGAACUUUGCGCUCAUCGGAAUCGAGUAAAAAAUCGUUUCCAAUACAAAAUUUAACGCUCCUUCCAUUGAUGCCAGCCAUUUUUUCAUAGGUCAAGCAGAUCUCGAGAUAUAAGCAAA